AUGAGCGAUGAGCUACUAGAGUUGCUAUACUUCAUUGCAAGUCAAAAGGAAGACGCUGAAAAAAUUGAUCUCGACAAGGAUGCUCUUCAAGCUAGCCAGAUGAAGGAAGGAACCAGCAAGGCCGCUCCUAUGAGUAUUCAUCCUGUCGCCCUAAUUAACCGAUGCAAGUCCAAGAAGGAUUGGUCGGUGCUGCUGGCUGGCGUCACGUUCGAUCCCAUGGAUCAGGAGCUUAUCGAGCACCUUGAGGCUAAACUGAGUGCUGACAGCGCGAGAUAUCACCCUCUCAUCAAUUUUUUCAUACCAACCAUCGACAGCGAGCAUGGCAUAUGCUACACCCAUCCUGAGAAACUUCCAGGUAUCACACUGAGUGGCCUAAGCAAGCAUUUCUUCCAACGCAACUCUAGGGCGUUCAAAAGGGGCAAGCGGACGCGUCCCAAGAUACAAUCGGAGUGCGGCAUGCACGUGAUGUGGCAAAAGACCGGCAAUACCUUGCCGGUGAUGGUUAACGGCCGGCAGACGGGCAGCAAAAAGGUUCUGGUGCUGCACACCAACAAGAACUUCCACCAGCAAAGGACCAACUGGGUGAUGCACCUGUACCACCUAGGGGACCUGGAGCAAGAGAAGGAGAGGGAUCUGGUCCUCUGUAAGAUUUUCUACCAGACGAACACUAGGGCCGGGACUAAACAUAUUAUAAGUUAG
Molecule: messenger RNA, 699 nt
Organism: Aegilops tauschii subsp. strangulata
Lineage: Eukaryota; Viridiplantae; Streptophyta; Magnoliopsida; Poales; Poaceae
Product: NAC domain-containing protein 75-like
Biological process (GO): regulation of DNA-templated transcription
Cellular component (GO): nucleus
Molecular function (GO): DNA-binding transcription factor activity; transcription cis-regulatory region binding
Source: RefSeq, a predicted model, not a curated record